Messenger RNA from Fusarium sp. VM40, 1299 nucleotides. The record is from the annotation of a GenBank genome assembly. Lineage: Eukaryota; Fungi; Ascomycota; Sordariomycetes; Hypocreales; Nectriaceae.
AUGGGCUUGGAACGCCUGAGUCCGGAACUUGUGUCCCUCAUCCUACAAAAUGCCGAAUCGCCACGCGCCCUCCAUGAUAUGAUCUCAGCAUCAUCAAUAUUCCUGAGGGUUUUCUCUGAAACACCUCAUCUUAUCCUUUCAUCCGUGGUACAAAAUGCGCUGCCGGACGACAACUUGACACAUUUCCUUGCUGCCCGGCAAACUCCAUUACCAGCAACUAGAAAUACGGUCUCUGAGUUCCUAGAUAAAUACUUCGAUCCCGCCUAUUCGUUCGAUUUCCCUACCAAGAAAGAAGAUCUAGUAUUGCUUUGCCAGCUUUAUAACCGCGUGACAUUCUUAAUUUCCUGUUACGCAGAGUAUAUGCAACGGCUUGGUUUGGCUGAAUCGAUUCUUGUUCCCUCCUCAACUGAACGUAUACGACUUCAAAGGGCGUUCCUGCGAUUCGAAAUCUACUCUCGCGUCUUCCUAUCUGAAAAUAAUUCUUUCUAUGAGAAUCUCUUACCAAACGAUCAGUUUUAUUCUGCUGAGCAGUUUGAUCUCUUCUUGACUUGUCUCUCACCCUGGGAAGUUGAAGAGAUGGCUUGUGUCGAGUUGUACUUCACUCUUAUGAUACGAGAUUACAUUGACGAGCUUGAGAAUCAGUUCAUCUGUGCUGCUAGUAUGUAUGCAGACUCUUUAUCUGCUAAAUCAGAAACAGAAACAGAGGCAGACAGCCUUGUCGGGUUUGCAGCGCUGGAACAAACUAGUCUUGCUUUGUUCUCGAAACAAGGCAGAUACCAUUCUCUAGAUAAUAUCAGCUACAUGACCUCUCUCGGUGUUGACUUUAUCUACAAUCUCUGUUCUCCUGGGCAAGGACGAUCCGAGUUGAUUCGUUCAAAUUGCAUAUACACCCGCGAGUUCCUGCCAGCAGCGUUGAGGCAUUCUCCAACAUGGCCUCCAGAUCACCAAUAUGAGGCAAUCCCGAGUCUGGAAGAUAACUGGCCCUGCAGCAACAGUAACCUCGGCUACCUGAUCUUUGGUAGAGUCGAGGGUGAUGACAGAAUUUAUAAACCUAUUACCACUACAGGCAACCUCUUAUCAGGCGUACGGCAACUUGGCUACGUCUUCUGGGACUCCGACAGGAUACGGUCUCCGCUGGUUUAUUAUAAACUUGAAGACGCAAGACUGAAGCUCUGGCAGGAUAUAACAUUCGAGUUUGAUCCUGGGGCUAAAAGGGGAGCUGAGGAACUUCUCGCGUACGUCAAGGUUCGGCGAGAUCAAAUGCAAAAGCUGGAAACGGAUUUUGGAUAUAUCUCCUGA